Lathyrus oleraceus (garden pea) is the source of this 981-nucleotide messenger RNA. RefSeq names its product enoyl-[acyl-carrier-protein] reductase [NADH], chloroplastic. The transcript has 2 exons. Bases 1 to 960 code for a protein of 319 amino acids. The record is from RefSeq and is a predicted model, not a curated record. Gene Ontology annotation, biological process: fatty acid biosynthetic process. Gene Ontology annotation, molecular function: methyltransferase activity; enoyl-[acyl-carrier-protein] reductase (NADH) activity. Lineage: Eukaryota; Viridiplantae; Streptophyta; Magnoliopsida; Fabales; Fabaceae.
AUGUCCACAAAACAACUACCAUUUCCUACAGGGUCAUUUGAAAUGAUUCACUGUUCAAGAUGCCGUAUAGACUUUCAUGAAAAUGAUGGAAUUUUUAUAAGGGAGUCGGGUCGCCUUCUUCGCUCGAAUGGUUAUUUUGUUUAUUCAGCACCACCAGCUUACAGAAAAGAUAAAGAUUUUCCUGUCAUUUGGGAUAAGUUGGUGAACUUAACAACAGCAAUGUGCUGGAGACUCAUUGCUCAUAAAGUUCAAACUGCAAUAUGGAUUAAAGAAAAUAGUCAGCCCUCCUGUCUUUUGCAAAAUGCAAAACAAAAGGUUACAGAUGUCUGUGAUGUGGAUGACGAAUCUAAACCUUCGUGGAAUAUCCCACUUAAGAACUGUAUACAAGUCAGAAAAUGUUAUUAUUUCCACUCACUUGUCAACGGACCAGAGGUGACCAAACCACUGUUGGAGACAUCUCGGAAAGGAUAUCUUGAUGCAUUAUCUGCAUCUAGUUACUCCUAUGUUUCUUUACUCAAGCAUUUUCUUCCAAUCAUAAACCCAGGUAGAUCUUCAAUCUCUCUCACAUACAUCGCUUCAGAGAGGAUCAUUCCCGGAUAUGGGGGUGGUAUGAGUUCUGCAAAAGCUGCACUGGAAAGUGAUACACGAGUGCUUGCUUUCGAAGCUGGUAGAAAGCGCAAAAUUAGAGUCAACAUUAUAUCUGCCGGUCCACUGAGAAGCCGCGCCGCAAGAGCAAUUGGGUUCAUUGAUAUGAUGAUUGAUUAUUCAAUAGCUAAUGCCCCUCUACAGAAAGAGCUAUCAGCAGAGGAGGUAGGCAAUGCAGCUUCUUUCUUAGCAUCACCUUUAGCAUCGGCUAUCACGGGCACUGUUCUAUAUGUCGACAAUGGUCUGAAUGCCAUGGGUGUUGGAGUUGACAGUCCCAUAUCUAGUGAUCUUAACAUUCCAAAGGAACAACAUUAAGUACCGAUUCUCACCCAAACC